GUGGGGGUGGGGUAAGGGAUACUAUUUACCCCUAAAAAUAAUUAGGUCAUCUCGCGUCUCUGCUUCAGUCUGCUCCCUACUGUCGACACACUGGACUUCUUGUUUGACUCAGGGUGCUCUUCUCAAUUCAGUUUAAACGCCUUCUCUUUCCUUAUUUCCUCCCUCAAGCUAACCUUAUCCCUGGCACUCAUUUCCUCUUCUUUGUAAAACUUUUUUUUAACCGUUGACUCGCGUGGUCGAUGUCCGGUCCGAUGUCUCUCGGGGCGGUGCGGUCGGACGUGAAGAGUUCGUGGAGCAGGAGUCUGGACCACAGCUUGGAUGCAGAGCCACAGGAGCCGCCGCCGCUGCGCAGUUACCUGCUACUGACCAUCUUCACCUGCUUCUGCCCGGCGUAUCCGGUGAACAUUGUGGCCUUGGUGUUCUCUGUGCUGUCUCGUAACAGUUAUGAUCAGGGCGACUAUGAAGGCUCCCGCAGGCUGGGGCGGAAGGCCCUCCACGUGGCCAUCGCUUCCAUUGUUAUCGGCAUCCUGAUCAUUGCCAUCUUCUGCAUUGUGCACUUCACCACGAUGGAUUUUUAGAAUGAUAUACGUGUGUGUUUGGGGGAGAGCGAACUGGAUCUGGGGAGGGACUGAUGAUUUGGGGGCUCAUUAAUGUGAGUGGACCCGUCCAUUUCAGUCUCCGCCCUCAAGAACUUUACAAUUCCCCAAUUCAUCCUCCGAGACUGCGCUCAGAUGACCCUCUCCCUACCCCCAUCCCCCACGCCAACAACCUAUGACACGGCCCCUUGGUGAAAUCCAUGUUGUUUGUCUUCAUGAUGUAGUUUUCUAUGAACUGUGAAAUGUGUGUGCUGAUGUCUUCACACACACACACACACACACACACACACACACACACACAAACACUAACACAAACACAUGGCUGGAUAUUUUUCUACAGUUUACAAUGCAGCUAAGGUGCAGUUUGGGUCUUCCUGUGUCUGUGAGUCCUUGAAAAUAUGUCAGAGAAAGUGCUGUUAUAGCUAUGUCUAUAAAAAGAUUUUAUAAAAAUAUAAAUAUUUUGUAAUUAUAUAAAUCAUAUAUGCAAAACUUAUUUCUCUUUCUUAUACUUUCUCCUGAAAACUAGAUACAGCGUUGAAGUCAAGUGAAUAUAAAAACAGAAAAUAAAAAUGAUGUAUUUUCUGAGAGUACAGGUACAGAGAUGUCAGUACAGGAGUAUAAGGAACACCAUUUUGGUGAGUUUUCCAUGACACAUAUCAAUACAUGACAACGAUUUGACAUUAGUUAGUUAGUUAUGAAUGAUUAAUGCCUCAUACAUUUUGGUGGGAUUAUGCUAUUUUUGAGAAUUUCCUGCGUGGAGUUAUGACCUGAUUCAGAUUUCCAAGUCAUUUUCUUGGGUGUGAGUGUUUCUGAUUCUGAAGGUUUUUCAAAUGAAACAUUACCCUUUCUGUCCGCGGAAAAAAGUACAUUACAAUCAUGUUAAGAUCAAAAUAUUUAGUGAAAAAGUUUCCACUUCCCAAUUUCACACAAUAUCCUCCAUGUAUUCUAGGUGUCACAAAACAUAUCUGGCAAUACGUGUUCACCCUUAAAAAUGAAUUGGGCAAUCACUUAUGUUAUAACUUAUAACAAAAUGUGGCACAAUUUGACAUACAUGACACACAUUAAACAAAUUACAAAUUACACAUUUUUCGCGAUGGUCAUUUAAAUCAAAGUACAGUACAGUAAUAAGGUAUCAGCUGAUUGGGUUGCAGCUAUUAUACCAAGUUAGAUGAUAAUUUAUUCAGAAGAAUGUACUAUCACGGGACUCCACGAGGUGCCUAAUUUUACGAUCCAGUUUUGCCCGUCUCUGAUGUGGUCGGAGUGGCGGGCUGUGAUUGCACUUGUUACACGUGUGUUUACUAUGUAGCAGUUUGGUUGUGUCUAUAAAAAGUAUUAUGUAUUUUGGACUCAUUGUAAGAUAUUAGACAAGACUUUUUGAGAACAUGUACAGAUAUUGCGUAUUAAAUUGAU
Molecule: messenger RNA, 2006 nt
Organism: Megalops cyprinoides (Indo-Pacific tarpon)
Lineage: Eukaryota; Metazoa; Chordata; Actinopteri; Elopiformes; Megalopidae
Product: transmembrane protein 233-like
Exons: 3
Coding region: 240-578 (112 amino acids)
Cellular component (GO): membrane
Source: RefSeq, a predicted model, not a curated record